GAGUCCGGAGCCGGUGCCCAGCAGGUGCCGGGACUGAGUGCGGCCCGAAACGCAGAGGCGGUCCUAUCCAUCCCGCUCCAGUUGUGGCGCCCAGAACUCCGCAGAGGACGCGACGGUGAGGCUGGGGUUGCCCGCCGGGAGGGUGAGGAUCCCUAGACCCAGCCCGCCGCAUCCUCUGACAGCUCGGCUGUGGGGCCGCCUAUCUCAGAUCAGUUCUGCCAGGGUGGGGAGAGGGGCGCCAUGCCCGGCCUGUACUGCCCCUCCAGCUGGACGCCGCUGCCCCUCACCGACUCCUGGGUCCGGGCCUGCGCCAACGGCCCCUGCCUCAGCCUGCGGGCCCGGCUCACCUACCACAACCCGCAGCCGCAGCCGGUGGAAGGCGUGUUCGUGUACCCGCUGGCGGAGGCCGAAGUGGUCUCGGGCUUUGAGGCGGAGGCGGCCGGACGGCGCGUCUCGUUCCAGCUGCAGAGCCGGCGACGCUCACAGGCCGCUUGCUGCCGCGCGCUGGGCCCCGGGUGGGGGGCCUCUACGCCCCGCCGCUGCGCGCAGGGUCAUCUUGUCUUGGAUCUGGCCCAGGCCCGGUCCACACUGGUGCUGCCCACAGGCCUCAUCAAUGCGGCCGGCACCAUGACGGUGACCCUGUGCAGCAGUCAGGAGCUGCCCUCCAGGCCUGAUGGGGUGCUGCGUGUGGCUCUGCCCUCUGUGCUCACCCCACUGGCCUCCUCAGGCCCACCAGGGCCCCCCAGGCCUCCGGGGCUCUGUGACGACAGCCCCACCAGCUGCUUCGGGGUGGGCAGCCCUCAGGAGGAAGGCCUGGCCGGGCAGGAGCCAGCUGCCCCUCAGGAUGUGUUCUCAGGCCCUGCCCGCUGCCCUGCCCCAUACACCUUCUCCUUCGAGAUGCUGGUCACUGGGCCAUGCCUGCUGGCAGGCCUGGACAGCCCCUCUCAUGCUCUGCGGGCAGAUGCCCCACCUCAUGCCAGCUCUGCGGCCACCAUCCGUGUCACACUAGCAGAGGGCCACCGCUGUGACCGGGCGUUGGAGAUCCUGCUGUACCCCAGUGAGCCUCACCAGCCACACCUGAUGCUAGAGGCUGGCAGCCUGAGCUCAGCAGAAUAUGAGGCCCGGGUGAGGGCCCGCCGGGACUUCCAGAGGCUGCAGCGAAGGGACAGUGAUGGGGACCGGCAGGUGUGGUUCCUGCAACGCCGCUUCCACAAGGACAUCCUGCUGAAUCCCGUGCUGGUGCUGAGCUUCUGCCCAGACCUGAGCUCCAGGCCGGGAAACCUGGGCACAGCUACCCGGGAGCUCCUCUUCCUGCUGGACGGCAGCAGUGUAGCACACAAGGAUGCCAUUGUUUUGGCUGUGAAGUCCCUGCCACCACAGACGCUCAUCAACCUGGCCAUGUUUGGCACGGCGGUGCAGCCCCUCUUCCCAGAGAGCCGGCCUUGCAGUGAUGUGAGUACGGUCCGGGGAACCGGGUGGCAGGGGGGAGCUGGUGAAGAUGUCUCAGCCUGGCUGUGGCCACAGCAUGCCUUUUCUUUCCAGGGCACCGUGCAGCUGAUCUGUGAGAAUGUUGAGACCCUGCAGGCUGCAGGUGGCUCCCCAGAUGUGCUGGCUGCUCUGACCUGGGCCAUGGGGCAGCCCCAGCACAGGGCCCACCCCAGGCAGCUCUUCCUGCUGACUGCUGCCUCGCCCUUGGCCGCUGCUACCCAUCAAACCCUGGAGCUCAUGAGGUGGCACAGGGGGGCAGCCAGGUGCUUCUCCUUUGGGCUGGGGCCUGCCUGCCACCAGCUGCUUCAGGGUCUGUCUGCCCUCAGCAGGGGCCGGGCCUACUUCCCAAGGCCUGGGGAGAGGCUGCAGCCCAUGCUGGUGCAGGCUCUGCGGAAGGCCCUGGAGCCGGCUUUGAGUGACAUCUCUGUGGACUGGUUUGUGCCGGAUGCAGUGGAGGCACUGCUGACGCCCCGGGAGAUCCCAGCGCUCUACCCUGGGGACCAGCUGCUCGGUUACUGCUCACUCUUCAGGGUGGACGGUUUUCGGCCCCGCGCCCCAGGGGGCCCAGAAGCUGGCUGGCAGAGCUUGGGAGGCUCUGUGUUCCCAUCCCCAGAGGAAGCACCAUCUGCCACCAGUCCUGGCACUGAGCCCACUGGCACCUCGGAGCUGCUGGGAACAGGCACUGUGUCAGCGGAGCUGUCCAGCCCGUGGGCUGCUGGGGACUCAGAGCAGAGUGAGGACCUGCACGUGGUGUGCAGCUGUGUUGGAGGAGCGGGCCAUGGGAGAGGCCGGGGCUGGGAUCCUUUCUCUUGCCUCCCAGCAGGUGCCGAUGCUCUGACAGACCCAGUCACAGACCCUGGACCCAACACCUCUUCUGAUACAGCCAUAUGGCGCCGCAUCUUCCAGUCAUCGUACAUCCGGGAGCAGUAUGUGCUCACCCACUGCUCCGCCAGCCCAGAGCCGGGUCCAGGUUCCACAGGCAGCAGCGAGUCCCCUGGCUCCCGGGGCCCUGGCUCCCCGGAGGGCAUGGCUCCCCUGCAUCUCCCUUCUCAGCAGGGCUGCCGCAGCCUGGCCUGGGGAGAACCUGCGGGCUCCCGCUCCUGCCCCCUGCCUCCACCCCCACUGGCUCCAGUCAAGUCUGGGGCCUUGAGUGCUGAGGUGCUGGGUCGUCGACACAGAGCAGCUCUGGCUGGCCGGAGCCUCUCAUCCCCCCCAGGCCAGGUGAACCCAGUCCCUGGCUAUCCCCAGCACCUCUCUCUGGGAACAGCACCUGGUGGGCCAGGCCCUGAAUCAGGGCAGCAGCUGGGACAGGGCCUGGAUGACUCAGGAAACCUGCUCUCCCCGGCCCCUAUGGACUGGGACAUGUUGAUGGAACCCCCCUUCUUAUUCACGGCUAUGCCCCCCAGUGGGGAGUCGGCCCCUCCAGCAGAGGCACUGCCUCCUCAGGCUCCACGCUGCCAUGUGGUGAUCCGGGCCCUGUGUGGGGAGCAGCCUAUGUGCUGGGAGGUGGGUGUUGGCCUAGAGACACUAUGGGGACCUGGUGAUGCUGGCUCACCGCCUCUGUCACCCCCUGAAAGAGAAGGUGCUUGGGACCAAGCACUCCAUCGGCUGACAGCAGCCUCCGUGGUCCGGGACAAUGAGCAGCUGGCUCUCCGUGGAGGGGCUGAGGCCAUGGCUGACCGAGGCCAUGCCCGGAGGUCCUGGCUCCGAGCCCUUCAGACAAGCAAGGUCAGCUCAGCCCCUUCCUGCUUCACCUGCCCGGUAGCUGUGGACGCUACCACCAGGGAGGUCCUACCCUCAGCCCUGCAGGUGUGGAGCUCAGAGCUAGCUGAGCCCCCAAGCACUUCUGCCCCUCAGGGCCAUCUAGAUGCAACUCCUCUGCCCACAGCUGUGCACUCUACAGGACUUCAGGGAGGCUCUCUGGUAGGUGGCUGGAACCCGAACCAAAAUGGCAAACCCAAGUCGGCCACCAGAAGUCCUCAGCACCUUCCUCCCCAGCCUCCCUCUAGGCUCAGCCUGGGUGGUGGGAGGGCCAGAGGCUCUGAUGGCCCCCAACUCUGCAGCCCCCACCGGGGCCAGCCUAGCGACAGCAACAGUGGAGGCAGCGACCACGACUACUUGCCCUUGGUGCGGCUGCAGGAGGCACCCGGCUGCUUCCGCCUGGACGCGCCCUUCUGUGCGGCCGUGCGCAUCCCGCAGGAACGCCUGUGCCGUGCUUCGCCCUUUGCGGUGCACCGUGCCAGCCUCAGCCCCACCUUGGCCUCCUCUCCCUGGGCACUCCUGGGACCUGGGGUGGGCCGGGGGGACAGUGCCACGGCCUCCUGCAGCCCAUCCCCCAGCUCAGGCUCCGAGGGUCCAGGCCAGGUGGACAGCGGGAGGGGCUCAGACACCGAGGCCUCGGAGGGCAUGGAAGGGCUGGGCGGUACCGACCUGCGGGGCCGGACCUGGGCCACGGCCGUGGCACUCGCGUGGCUGGAGCACCGCUGCGCGGCCGCCUUCGGCGAGUGGGAACUAGCAGCGGCUAAAGCGGACUGUUGGCUGCAGGCCCAGCGCCUGCCCGAUGGCCUUGACCUGGCUGCCCUCAAAGCAGCCGCCCGGGGUCUCUUCCUGCUGCUCCGCCACUGGGACCAGAACCUGCAGUUACACCUGCUGUGCUACAGCCCAGCAAAUGUGUGAGGGCCCGCCCACUGCUCUGGCUGGCACUGCCCCACACACUCAAGUCACUGCCACCCAGGGCGGGCUUCUCGGUACUGGGAGGGGCAGGCUGGUGUCCGCCUGACCCCCACUGCUUCUUAUUCCCUUCCCAGAACCCCCCUGCCCUCACAGAAAGUGCCUGCCU
Molecule: messenger RNA, 4327 nt
Organism: Zalophus californianus (California sea lion)
Lineage: Eukaryota; Metazoa; Chordata; Mammalia; Carnivora; Otariidae
Gene: VWA5B2
Product: von Willebrand factor A domain containing 5B2
Exons: 18
Coding region: 241-4164 (1307 amino acids)
Source: RefSeq, a predicted model, not a curated record